Messenger RNA from Eubalaena glacialis (North Atlantic right whale), 844 nucleotides. Its product is annotated as focal adhesion kinase 1-like. NCBI's taxonomy places the organism in Eukaryota, Metazoa, Chordata, Mammalia, Artiodactyla, Balaenidae. The record is from RefSeq and is a predicted model, not a curated record. Bases 266 to 757 code for a protein of 163 amino acids. The transcript has a single exon.
CGAGCCCGCCGCCGCCGCCGCCGGGCCGGGACUGCUGUGCGCCCGCGGCGUGAGGCGUGGGAGGGAGCGCGGCCCAUCAGCCGCGGCGCCGCCCGGUCGUCGUCUGCCUUCGCCUCCCGGCGCCAGCGCGGUCCGAGUUCUUUCUGACUGCUAUGGAAAGAGGAAAGAGAAACUAGGAGUAUUUGUAAAUCAUCGUUUGACUUCGUCGCAGAGUUAUGGUGGCCUUCUGAACUAAUAUGACAGAUACCUAGCAUCUAGCAGAAUAAUGGCAGCUGCUUACCUUGACCCAAACUUGAAUCACACACCGAAUUCAAGUACCAAGACUCACCUGGGUACCGGUGUGGAACGUUCCCCUGGGGCCAUGGAGCGAGUGUUGAAGGUCUUUCAUUAUUUUGAAAGCAACAGUGAGCCAACCACUUGGGCCAGUAUUAUCAGGCAUGGAGAUGCUACUGACGUCAGGGGCAUCAUUCAGAAGAUAGUGGACAGUCACAAAGUAAAGCACGUGGCCUGCUAUGGAUUUCGCCUCAGUCACCUGCGGUCAGAGGAGGUUCACUGGCUCCAUUUGGAUAUGGGUGUCUCCAAUGUGAGGGAGAAGUAUGAACUUGCACACCCACCAGAGGAGUGGAAUGGAGCCUGGAUCCUCAAAAGUAAGGAAGAUUUGGCUGACCCUCUUCAAGUGAAGGGCGAUGAAGAUGCUACUGCUAAUACUGGUGAAGAUGAUGACAUUGAUGUAUUGUCACCAUUGAGUGGCUGUUAAGAGCCAGGCACUGUGCCAGCUGUGUGCUAUUUGUGAUUCAUAUAUUUGUAAACUGUAUAUUUCAUUUACCCAAACCCUAGGAGGUAA